Anarrhichthys ocellatus (wolf-eel) is the source of this 3620-nucleotide messenger RNA. RefSeq names its product progestin and adipoQ receptor family member VII, b (gene paqr7b). Bases 173 to 1231 code for a protein of 352 amino acids. Lineage: Eukaryota; Metazoa; Chordata; Actinopteri; Perciformes; Anarhichadidae. Gene Ontology annotation, biological process: response to steroid hormone. The record is from RefSeq and is a predicted model, not a curated record. Gene Ontology annotation, cellular component: plasma membrane. Gene Ontology annotation, molecular function: steroid binding; nuclear steroid receptor activity. The transcript has 2 exons.
CCUGUAUCCUCCCAGCAGCUGCACGGUGAGAGCCAUCAGGCGCUGCUCCUGUCACGGUCAUCCUUUCUGUGUACCCCUUCAAACAAUGUUAUCUAUAUUCUGCGCGGCUCUAAACCGUUCAUCGACUGCUAAACCCACGGCUUUGGAUUGAGUCUACCGUCUACAGUUUGCCAUGGCGACGGUGGUGAUGGAGCAGAUCGGUCGCCUGUUCAUCAACGCGCAGCAGCUGCGUCAGAUCCCUCAGCUGCUGGAGUCGGCCUUCCCCACGCUACCUUGCACUGUGAAGGUGUCCGAUGUUCCCUGGGUGUUCCGCGAGCGACACAUCCUCACCGGCUACAGACAGCCGGACCAAAGCUGGCGCUACUACUUCCUCACCCUCUUCCAGAGGCACAAUGAGACCCUCAAUGUGUGGACCCACCUGCUGGCCGCCUUCAUCAUCCUGGUGAAGUGGCAGGAGCUCUCGGUGACGGUGGAUUUUUUGCGAGACCCUCAUGCUCAGCCCCUCUUCAUCGUCCUCCUGUCGGCCUUCACCUACCUCUCCUUCAGCGCUCUCGCUCAUCUCCUCUCUGCCAAGUCCGAGCUCUCCUACUACAGCUUCUACUUCCUCGACUAUGUGGGGGUCGCGGUCUACCAGUAUGGCAGUGCCUUGGCGCACUACUACUACGCCAUAGAGAAGGAGUGGCACACUCGAGUGCAAGGGCUCUUUUUACCCGCUGCAGCAUUCUUGGCCUGGCUUACUUGCUUCGGCUGCUGCUACGGCAAAUACGCGAGCCCUCAGUUGCCAAAGUUCGCCCUCAAGCUCUGCCAAGUGGUGCCCUCUGCCUUGGCUUACUGCUUAGACAUAAGCCCUGUGGUUCACCGCAUCUACAGCUGCUACCAGGAGGGCUGCACCGACUCAGUCGUGGCGUACCAUUUCUACCACGUAGUCUUUUUCCUAAUCAGCGCCUAUUUCUUCUGCUGCCCACACCCGGAGAGUUUGUUCCCCGGGAAGUGUGACUUCAUCGGGCAGGGCCACCAGAUCUUUCACAUAUUCGUGGUGGUGUGCACCCUGAUGCAGAUCGAAGCGCUGAAAACAGACUUCACAGAGCGCCGCCCCUUCUACGAGCGCCUUCACGGCGAUCUCGCGCACGAUGCCGUGGCGCUCUUCAUCUUCACUGCCUGCUGCAGUGCUCUUACCGCUUUUUAUGUGCGCAAUCGUGUCCGUGCCUCGCUGCACGAGAAGGAGGAGUAAGAGUUUAAAAAGAGUAAAAAAAAAAAAAAAGAAAAAGUCUAAUUUAUUUUACUGACCAUUCAUUAAAAAUAAACUCAAAUGUUUUUGUCAAUGAAGGUUAUCAGUUUAAGCGAGUGACUUUUCAUUAUUUCUUCUCUAUGUGAUCUGCCAAACUACAGUGAGCUAAAAAACAAAAAUGUAAAAGUGAUUAAUGGUGUGUUUUUUGUGACUUAUAAUGAUGAAAAGAGAAUCUUAUGUUUUGUCUGUAGCGAUACAGGUAGUACUUUAACACUGCAAAGAGUCCCUGCAUUUUAGAAGUCUGUUUCUAGUCAUUGUCUAAGAGAAUGCGGUUUUACUUCACCGUACAAGAACACUUUCUGUCGAGGUGAGCAGAACAAGGAACAGACGAGUUUCCUAAAAUGCCUUUUACCUAAUCGUAUCUACAACAAUCUGACUGUCUUAAUCAAAUUGUAGCAUUUCAAAUCAUGACGCAAGCAUUUAUUUUUUACAAUUUACAAGUCCAAUAACACUUUGUAUAUUUCAGCCAGAUGCCAAUUCAGAUCCAAUUUAAACUGCUGGUCUUGAGACACAUUUGAUUCUGCCCCUCUCUUUAAGGAUCAAAACAGAGAUUUUCUUUCUUCCUUUUUUUACUAUCAAGGCGCUAACACUAAUGUUUGAACAUAUUCUGGGAAAGUUGAGAACCCAAUUUUAAAACCAAAUAUUGUACCUCUCAUUAAACAACAAAAAAAAGGAGAUUUUCUUUCUUUGGGUGAUGACAUUCUGUUGAACUAUUUUGCAAAUGAGGCUGGCACUCAGUAAUGGUUAAGAGAUAGAUGGAAGAUUACUGAUGUCGCUUAGUUUUGACGGUGUUGAUCUUUUUAUUUUAUUUUUUAUUCAAAGGGCUGGAACUUCAGCUUUUGCCUUUUCACAUCCCAUGAUGUCAAAGCUUUUCAGCUCAUUGUUUUAAUCGUCGGUUGAUCAGAUUUGACACGCAAAAAGCCACCUGGCAGGUGUUCUGCUUUUGGUAUGUUUUUGUUUUGUAUGAUGAAUAUGUAUGUGCCUCUAUGCAUGUCUUUUGGUAUGUACUGUGGAUAUUAAGUGGGUGAAUGUCUAUGAAAGCUUAGCCUUGCACUUCUUUCUUACCCUGUAAAUAAGCUGUAUUUCUCUAGAACGUCGCUUGCAUCCCAUUUUCUCUCCGCCUAAUAGCACUCCCAACUGAAUGCGUAUUCUCUCUCGUGGAAUACGGCACAUUCCGGUUUUGAUACGUUGUGUUCAGUGUCCAGCUGCCUGUCAGACUUUAAAUGACUAUGAAUACAUCAUUUCAUACUGCCGCACUGUUAAUCGACGAGUCCUGAUGGGUUAUUUUUUUCCUCUUAGUUUGAUGACUUUUGUUAUGAAAAUAUCACACAGAUAUGGCUCACUGAUAAUGUUGCUUAGGUUUUUACCUCACAGAAAUCUUUAAAUGUCAGAAAUGAACUAUAUUCAUUACAGCGCUCUCUGUUUAAUGUGCCAAUGAAUCUGUUAUUGCUUCAGUGAUGGCACUACUGAGAGAUGGAUCCAGAGACGGACUGUCAGGAGUUGGUUUUAAAUGAUGUCUUGACCUGACUGCGAACAUGUUACCGCUGCCACUCCCCUAAAUAUGAAACUUUUAAACUUUGGCAUUACUGACCUUGUCUCAUCAUGCACUGCCUGAAAUCAACACUGUAUAUACUGUAGCUGACAACACUGGCUAUGUUUACAUGCAUGGAGGUAUCUGCUGUCAAUGUGGUUAUUCUGGUUUUGUGUUGACUCUUAGAAAUGUCAUUCCGAAUAACCCGGAGAAACCUGCGUGUAGACGCCUCCCUUGUUGGGAUCGGUUAAAAAAAACUAAAUUGAGGCUCUUGUGCACAAGGCUGAUUUUGUUCAUGUAGUCAAAUGCUUCACUGGGAGGCUUCAUCGCAGGCUAAUGAUAUCCGAUUGGCAAAUGAAGCCUGCAAGUCUCUCACUAGCCUUGCUAGUCAUGCCUGUGACAUGAGUUUAUUGUCCUGACCAUCAAAAGAGCCAAAAAUAUGACUACUGGGGUUAUCAUCUCUUACCCACGUGUUGACGAUGACCUGGACUGUUCAGUCAGGAAAGGGGGCAGUGGGAAAGUGAGAAGUAUUGUUUGCUAAAUGAAGUGUUUGUCGCAACAUGAUACUCUGCCACAGAUUAUCUAGGUUGCAUGCCAAUUAUACCUGACGAAGAUGGUAACUGGAAUAUGGCCAGCACUCUUUACUGUAUAAGUGAAUUUGUUUGUAAACGUAGCCUCUGAUGCCACCCAAGGUUUCCCUUUAUGAAAGCAGGGUGAGAGGGACCAGAAUGUCUUCUGCCUGUGUGACUGUACUAAUAUUCUGUUGUAUUUAAGAAAAUAAAGUGUUACAGUAACUUCAAA